UCGUGCUUGGAACCAUUGUUCAGAAACCCGGAAUCUAUCAGUCCAACAUUCACCGCAGACUUUCCCUUGUCAUGUCACGUUGCGAGAUCGAGGACGUACUAAAUGAACUAGUUCAUCUAGGUGCCGUCAAUAAAAAGGUGAUAGUUAAGCCACCCAAGGUCUCGUUGUUUUCCAAACCCAGAGAGUUUAUGGAAUGCGACGGGACUGCGCAAAGGGAUGUUUUAGGUGGUGGUGGCGUCUAUGCAACCUACGGGAUGAGGCUCUGGUUUUCACCCCAAGAGUCUCAGAGAAUCGGAUACACAUUUCACGCCGGUUACGAUUUUCCGAUACACAUUUUACAAAGCCUGUUGGCUCUCAACAUUUCUUUAACUCAAAUAUGGCAUUCCAACUUACCAUCAAUUCGUGGAUUAAACACUUUUAAGACGAGGGAUCGACGUCACUUCAUCUAUCAAACUCCCUCUAUAGGCACCAUGCCAACCGAUUUGCCAAGUUCAUACUUGAGCGCAAGGAUAUUUCACUUUAUCUGUUCUGCGAAUCGAGCCAUACAUUAUGUCACAGAAAUAUUACGAUUACGCGACAAAAAUUCAUCCCCACCGGUUUUCGUAUGGGAACCUAUACCUGCAGAAGAAAGCCUGCAAUCUUGCAUAGAGGCAAUGAGGAUGGUGGAUGUUGUGUCACCAAAUCACGAGGAAGCCGCAGCCUUACUAGGGUUGGUCACGGAUGACGAGGAAGACGAAAGAUUUCUGACUGAUGAGAUGCUGAUGUUCAUGGUCGACAAGUUUUUGGCCUAUCAGAUUGGGCGACAUGGAAAUGGGUGUGUGAUCAUUCGUGCCUCCCAUAAAGGUUGUAUCGUGGGCACAAGAGAGAAAAAGGAAAUAAUACCAGCUUAUUGGACAACACCCAAAGAUGGGGGCCGACAUCCACACGUGGUCGAUGUCACCGGGGCCGGAAAUUCCUUUUGUGGAGGUCUCAUGGCUGGUUUACUAAAAUCAAAUUUUGACGUUUUCGAAGCUGCAUUGUAUGGAUCGGUCAGUGCGUCAUUUGUCAUUGAACAACUAGGCACCCCUAGGCUCCACAUUGAUGAACAGGGAAACGAAUCAUGGAACACGGGCGACAGUCCACAUAUAAGGCUCGACAAGUUGAAACAACGAGUAAAAGAGAAACUCAAAGAGAAACUAAAGGUGAAGUUGAAAGAAAGGAUUCGGGAAAAAAGGUUGAAGCAACAAGAUGAUGUCGAUGGUGCAAGUGGUGUCAGUAAAGAGAUAAAGGAUAGCGGUGACGGCGGACACCCCAAAGAUGGUCUAGAUCGAGAAAGUGUCGGCGAGAGUAUGAGUCCAGUGGAUUGA
Molecule: messenger RNA, 1346 nt
Organism: Acaulospora morrowiae
Lineage: Eukaryota; Fungi; Glomeromycota; Glomeromycetes; Diversisporales; Acaulosporaceae
Source: the annotation of a GenBank genome assembly